AUGGAGAGGUCUCUUCGACUUAUGUUGCUGCUAAUCGGAACUUUGGCCAUCAUUCAUAUUGGUCAAGCUCAGAGUCCCAGCCAACAAGGUUUCAUCAGUUUGGAUUGUGGGCUACCGGGGAAUGAACCGUCUCCUUACACUGACGCUGGUACUGAAUUACAGUUCUAUUCGGACGCAACAUACAUCCAGAGUGGCAAAACUGGUACAGUUGCAUCAAAUCUUGAGAGUAUGCUCAUGAAGCCGUACGCUACGGUGAGAUUUUUUCCAGAAGGAAGACGGAAUUGCUACAAUCUACCCGUCGAGAAGGGGAGAAAACAUCUGGUCAGAGCUUGGUUUUUCUAUGGCAAUUAUGAUGGCCGUGACGUGAAACCCAAGUUUGCUCUGUAUCUUGGACCUAAUCCAUGGGCCACGAUAGAUUUGGAAGAACAAGUGAAUGGGACAAGGGUAGAAAUCUUACACAUCCCAACAUCAAACUCGUUGCAGAUCUGUCUCGUCAAGACUGGUGAGACUACACCGAUGAUCUCAGCCUUGGAGAUAAGGCCAAUGGGAAAUAAUUCUUAUAUCACAAACUCUGGUUCUCUCAGUCUUUACUUUCGUGUAUAUCUGACCAAAUCAGAAAAAUACAUAAGGUACAAGAAUGAUAUAUAUGAUCGGCAAUGGCUUGCCUACUUUCAGGAUGAGUGGACUCAAAUAACCACCACUAGCGAUGUGUCAAAUAACAACAAAUUUAACCCACCAAAAGCCGCACUAGCAACUGCAGCCAUACCUACUAAUGCCAGUGAGCCAUUGACGAUUGACUGGACUAAUUCAGACAAGCCUGAUGACCAGUAUUACUUGUAUAGACACUUUGCUGAGAUCCAAGACUUGCGGGCUAAUGAAACCAGGGAAUUCAACAUGGUGUGGAAUGACGAAGUUAUGUCAACCGAGCCUGUAAUUCCUGAUAAGUUAGAGAUAACUACUAUGUUGAGCGUGUCUCCAAGGACCUGCGCUAGAGGGCAAUGUAAGUUUCAGCUGAUAAGAACCAACAGAUCAACACUUCCACCUCUGCUUAACGCUUUAGAAGUCUUCACGGUUAUCCAGUUUCCGCAGUCUGAAACAAAUGAAACCGAAGUGGCUGCUAUGAGAAACAUUGAAAGCACAUAUGGAUUGAGUAGAAUCAACUGGCAAGGCGAUCCAUGCUUCCCUCAACAGCUUAGGUGGGAUGCUUUAGAUUGCAGCAACACGGAUAUCUUCACACCACCAAGAAUCACUUCUUUAAACUUGGCUUCAAGUAAUUUAACUGGAAACAUAGCAGCUGCCAUUCAAAACCUUACGCAGCUAGUAAAACUGGACUUGUCUAAUAAUAACUUGACCGGGGAGGUGCCAGAGUUUCUAGGCAACAUAAAAUCACUGUUGUUCAUAAACUUAAGCGGGAACGAUCUUAAUGGUACAGUUCCUCAGUCUCUAGAGAGGAAAGGACUCGAGCUACUUCACCAAGGAAACCCAAGGCUUGUUUCCUCUAGUUCACCCCCAAAGACAACUAAGAAGAGCUUUCUAGUGCCAAUUGUCGCAUCGCUUGCUUCUGUAGCUAUCCUCAUAGCCGCAUUGGUGCUUUAUCUUGUUCUCAGAAAGAAAAAGCCCUCCACUGUUGAAGCUGUUCACCCGCCACCGAAUAGGCCUAAAACGAAUGUUACACAUGGUAGUUCACCGGAGCCAUCAAUCGAGAUGAAAAAGAGAAGGUUUAGUUAUUCUGAGGUUAUAAAAAUGACGAAUAACUUCGAAAGAGUCCUAGGAGAAGGAGGAUUUGGCGUUGUCUGUCACGGUACUGUCAAUGGCUCUCAACAGGUAGCUGUUAAACUACUGUCUCAGUCAUCAACUCAAGGCUAUAAAGAGUUCAAGGCAGAGGUUGAUCUUCUUCUGAGAGUUCACCAUACGAAUUUGGUUAGUCUUGUUGGAUAUUGCGAUGAAGGAGACCACUUAGCCCUCAUCUACGAGUUUGUACCCAAUGAAGACUUAAGACAGCAUCUAUCAGGGAAAGGAGGCAGACCCAUCGUCAAUUGGGGUACUCGGCUAAGAAUAGCUGCGGAGGCUGCCCUAGGUUUGGAGUACUUACACAUUGGAUGCACACCACCAAUAGUUCACAGAGAUGUCAAAACUACAAACAUAUUGUUGGACGAGCAUUAUAAGGCCAAACUCGCUGAUUUCGGGCUCUCUAGGUCUUUCCCAAUUGGCGGUGAAACUCAUGUCUCCACGGUGGUUGCUGGUACUCCUGGUUAUCUUGAUCCUGAGUAUUACCAAACAAGCAGGUUGGGUGAGAAAAGCGAUGUGUACAGUUUCGGCAUUGUGCUAUUGGAAAUUAUCACAAACCAACUAGUCAUUGAUCGAAACCGUAGAAAGUCUCACAUAACACAUUGGGUUGGGUCUGAGCUUAACGGAGGAGAUAUUGCGAAGAUCAUGGAUCCAAAGCUUAACGGAGACUAUGAUUCCCGCUCUGCUUGGAGAGCUCUAGAGCUGGCAAUGGCGUGCGCGGAUCCAACUUCGGCCAAACGACCAACCAUGUCUCAUGUUGUUAUCGAGCUAAAAGAGUGUCUUGUUUCUGAAAACUCGAAGAGAAAUAUGAGCCAAGGCAUGGAUUCACUGAAUUCCCCUGAAGUGAGCAUGAUCUUUGAUAGUGGGAUGAUUCCUAGAGCAAGAUAG
Microthlaspi erraticum is the source of this 2676-nucleotide messenger RNA. The record is from the annotation of a GenBank genome assembly. Lineage: Eukaryota; Viridiplantae; Streptophyta; Magnoliopsida; Brassicales; Brassicaceae.